AUGUUCAUCACAUACUUGAAGAACUCUCUGGUCUCGGGCUUUGAGAGAAUCAAGGAGACACUAUCCCUCGCCGAAGACAAGGCCCUCGAGUCCUUGCCCGAGCCAUAUAUUCCCACCGCCGAGGAAAUUGCCAAGAUGCCCGAGAAGCUGCGCGAAAAGGCUACCCGGGCGCUCCACGGCUCGGACGCGAACCCGAGCAUGCUCGACGACCCCAUCAGUCUCAAGGCCGAGCAAAGCGACUACGUGCCUGGCCCAGACGAAGAGGGCGCGGGCCAGUCUGCUUCUUCGCCGUCGCCAGAUAGCAGCGUCAGAUCAAGCCACCGAGAGACGUUGAGGGAGAAGGCGGCCAAGAAAGUACAUGGUCCCAACGCGAACCCCAGUCAACUAGGCGAUCCGAUCAGUAUGAAGGCCGAGAAUAAUGACCUUAUUCCCAAGCCAGAGGAGGAAGGCGCACGACGGAACAGAGACUCAAAGUUAUAG
This is a messenger RNA of Pestalotiopsis fici W106-1, 480 nucleotides long. RefSeq lists its product as uncharacterized. The record is from RefSeq and is a predicted model, not a curated record. Bases 1 to 480 code for a protein of 159 amino acids. Lineage: Eukaryota; Fungi; Ascomycota; Sordariomycetes; Amphisphaeriales; Sporocadaceae. The transcript has a single exon.